Ciona intestinalis (vase tunicate) is the source of this 2132-nucleotide messenger RNA. The record is from RefSeq and is a predicted model, not a curated record. Lineage: Eukaryota; Metazoa; Chordata; Ascidiacea; Phlebobranchia; Cionidae.
CAGAUAACAGUAACGUAAUCAAGAUAUUAUGUGCUAACGGUGUCUAUUUUUACGCUACAGUACUAUUCUGGCACCGAUAGCACGCCCCGAAUACUAACAGUAACUGAAAUCAAUACUUAAAUGUCGCUUGGAGGCGAACACAAAACGUUAGGAGAGUUGCCCCCAUGUUUUUUCAGUAGUUCGACUUUGUAAUCAUUAUAACGCAGGGUUGAUUAGUCCUUUUAAAAUGAAUGAUGAAAAAGAUAGCAGCCCUUUGGAAAUCUGCUUUCUGCAAGACGUUCACGAAAUUCUAAGCUGCUUAGAGUCUGGACGCGAUGUUGAAAACUUGAGUCAAAAAGUUACGAAUCUGAAAGAAAAGAUGGAGCAAGCACGACAAGAAAUUAACCAAGCUAAAGGAAUUGAUAAUACUUUACCACAGCAAACAGUAUUGUUAAAAUCGUUACAAGACCAGUUAAAGAUAAAAUGUGACAUUGUCGAAAAAUAUCGUAAUUUUUCCACUAAGCCUAAUUCAGACAAUCUUAUGCAAUUGCAAUACCCAUCUUACGAAGGUUAAAUACGAAAAAUACCUUAUAUUUGUGGUGAAUUCGUGCUUCAUUUAUGGUGAAAUGCAAAAAUAUUAUAAACCAUGCAAUACUACUGUGCUAAUAAUCAGUGAACUUAUAUUUGUGGGAAAUUUCUCCAUUACUGUUUAGUGGUAAAUAGCAAAAAGAUUGCGCACCGCAAAUAAUAGUCGUGGAUUUUUUUUUUACAAUUUUAUUUUUAGGUAUAUACAAAUAGGUAUUUGACUGUGGAUAGUUAAAGUCUAAAAACUUCAAUAUGUCGCAUAAUGAUUCAGAUGAAGCCGGUAAAAUAUUCGUUGGUGGUUUGUCUCGGCAAACGACAAGCGAGGGGUUCAAACAAUAUUUUGAGGGGUUCGGGGAAGUUACCGAUUGCGUUUUAAUGAAGGACAAAGAAACGGGUGUUUCCAGGGGGUUUGGGUUUAUUACUUUCGCCAAUCCAUCGAGUGUAAAUGAAGUGUUGAAAGCAAGGCCUCAUACCCUGGAUAAUAAAGGGAUUGACCCAAAGCCAUGCACUCCUAAAGCAGUGCUUCAACAGAAGAAGGCAACCGCCAACAGUUUCACGAAGUCACACAAGAUAUUUAUUGGUGGGAUCUCCAUGGAAGCCACACAGGAGGAUGUAAAAGGAUAUUUUGAAAGAUAUGGAACGGUGGCUGAAGUGGUUUUCGUAUUAAACAAGGAGGAUCCCAGCAAACCACAUAAAGGGUUUGGUUUCGUGACAUUUGAAGACGAAUCAUCCGUAGACCAAGCUAUUGCCAAACAUUACCAUACCAUCAAAGAUAAAAGAAUUGAGGCAAAAAAAGCGGAAAGUCGCGAACGAAUGGAUUCAAUGAAAGGAGCUGGAGGGCAAUAUGGACAAAACCAAGGGUAUGGUAACAAUGGAUAUGGUGGUGGAAACUCCGGGUAUGGGCAAGGUAACCAAGGUGGUUGGAUGCCUGACCAAAACAUGAUGGGUAACUAUGGAUAUGGUAACCAACAAGGCUACCCAACCAGCUACCCACAACAAGGAUAUGGAAACCAACCUUACGGUUACGGCUACGGAGGUUACAAUGGCGGAAACAUGGGAAUGCAAAAUCAAAUGAUGGGUGGACAAGGUUACCCGCAACAAGGGGGGCCAAUGGGGGCGCCCCCUCCUACCCCCGAUAAUAUGAGUGGUAAUAUGGGCGCCAACGGUGGCUACCAACAGCAAGGGGGUAUGCCAAGACAAGCUUCAAAUAAUGGAGGCAACGCAGGCCCUCCCAACCCACCAGCAGCAUCAAACAUGGGGGGAGGUUAUUCACAAAAUGCUUCACAGUACGGAGCUGUACGUGGGGGUGGGGAUUACAACAACGCUCAAUCUAACAACCCUCCUCCUGCUGGAGGAUCAUCCAAUUACUCACAAAAACCCGCAGCUGGCUCCGGCAACACUGGCUACCAUCCUUACAGGAGAUAAGCAAGUUUGGAAACACUGGAUAAUACAAUAACAUUGGGCAUGAUCAUUGAAAUAGAAUACCAAUGCACAAUCUACAGCUAACUUGAGUUGCAGUUUGUGCCAUCUACGCUGCGUUAAUUGUGAAUAAACAUUUUUUAACUAAA